This is a messenger RNA of Punica granatum (pomegranate), 2765 nucleotides long. Lineage: Eukaryota; Viridiplantae; Streptophyta; Magnoliopsida; Myrtales; Lythraceae. The record is from RefSeq and is a predicted model, not a curated record.
GAAAGAAAAUGACAGAAAGAAAAUAUUUUGCUGUCUUCACCGAGCCCCCACCCCCAUUCCUUCCUUCUUCCUGUCCUUCAGCACACUGCACAUCCGUCUCUCUUUGCUUUCCUUUCCUCUGACUGAGGUCUCUCCUCCAUUGAUGGAUCAUUUCUCAGCCAGAAAGCUCCAUCAUCUGUUCAGCUUCAACUUCCAUCAGAGCUGAACUCUCACUAAUUGUACUCCCCCAAAACGUGUUUCUGGUCCUUUGAGCAGCUCAAACCUUCAUCGCUUAGCCAUAAGUGCAUUCCCGCCCUCAAGCUCUGAUCUUUGAGCAGUUUCUCUGCCAAACUCAGCAAUGAACAGAGACCCGGCUUGACAAAUUCUUGAUCAAUCCCAUCGAAAUCCGAUCUUUGAAGCUUUACUUCCUUCUUAUGUUGAACUGAGCCACCUGCCAACAUGCACCCAUCUGGCAGUCUUCCCUUGGCUGCUCUCAUCUUCUGGGUCACUGCCCACCUCUGUUCCGUCCACUCAAACCCAGCAGUGCCCAUGAACUGCACGGACACAUCACGCCUCUGCGCAUCCUUCUUGGCCUUCAAGCCCGACCCCAACCAGACCCUCAGCGUCCUUCAGUCCAUGUUCGACGUCUCCCCCUCCGACAUCACCGUUGAGAACCCGGCCGCCCUCGACUACGUCUUCAUCAGGAAGAACUGCUCCUGCCUCUCCACCACCAAGAAGUACGCCACCAACACAACCUACACCUUGAGGUCCGCCGGGGGGCUUGUGUCCGAGAUCGUGGGCGGGGCGUACGACGGGCUCGCCAUGGUGCCCAAUUCGACGAGGUGGGCGAGGGUCGGGGCGGUGGUGUCGCUGAGGCUGUACUGCGGGUGCUCGAGCGGGCUGUGGAAUUACUUGAUGAGCUAUGUGCUGAGGGACGGCGACAGCGUGCAGUCGCUGGCGAGCAGGUUCGGGGUCAGUAUGGAUAGUAUCGAGACAGUGAAUGGGAUUAGCAACCCUGAUAAUGUCACUGUUGGUGAUCUUUACUUUAUUCCCCUGGACUCAGUUCCUGGAGAGCCCUAUCCUUUGGAAAAUGCUACCAGUCCUGCUCUUGCCCCGGCUCCUGCAUCUUCUAUCGAGGGCCUUCCAGAAAGGCCUCGCGAUCACAAGACUCAUGUUCCCUAUGGGUGGAUCAUAGGGGGUGUUGGAGUCGGUCUUCUCGUGAUCAUACUGGGCAUUGUUGCUUUCAUUUCAGUUAGAUCAUCAGCCUGCUCUGCUAAUCGUUCAAAAGAUGGUGAUGGAAAGAUUUCCCAUAAGUUUCACAUUCUUCGGAACCCGAGUUUUCUCUGUGGUUCGGGCCGCUACAUCUGCUGCAAGCAGGGCAACUGGAAGCAAACAAAUGGAGAAUCAAGCAACAACCAGAUAAAUGUUCCAACAGCUCUAGGAGCCGACGUGUUUGAUGUAGAGAAGCCUGUAGUAUUCUCAUAUGAGGAUAUUCUUUUCUCAACUGACGGGUUCUCUGAUUCAAGUCUUCUUGGCCAUGGUACAUAUGGUUCCGUGUACUAUGGAGUCCUCCAUGACCAGGAAGUUGCAAUUAAGAGAAUGACUGCAACAAAAACGAAAGAAUUUCUGGUGGAGAUGAAGGUCUUGUGCAAAGUACAUCAUGCGAAUCUGGUGGAAUUGCUUGGCUAUGCUGCUAUGAAUGAUGAGCUGUUAAUUAUCUAUGAGUAUGCCCAGAAGGGUUCACUAAGGUCUCAUUUGCAUGAUCCACAAAGCAAAGGCAAUCCAUCUCUUUCGUGGAUUACGAGGGUCCAGAUUGCACUUGAUGCUGCUAGAGGUCUCGAGUACAUUCAUGAGCACACUAAGAAUCACUAUGUUCAUCGAGACAUCAAAACGAGCAACAUCUUGCUCGAUGGUGCCUUUAGAGCGAAGAUUUCAGAUUUCGGUUUAGCAAAACUUGUGGGGAAGUCAGGUGAGGAGGAAGCAACGGUGACAAAAGUUGUGGGAACAUAUGGCUAUCUGGCGCCCGAAUACUUGAGCAAUGGCCUAGCUACGACGAAAAGUGAUGUGUACGCAUUCGGUGUUGUUCUUUUCGAGAUUAUAUCGGGUCGGGAAGCUGUGAUACGCAGUGAAGCCACAGCGAUGAAAAGUGCCGAAAGGCGCUCAUUGGCAUCCAUUAUGUUGGCAGCUCUUAGAAACGUACCUGACUCUCUAAGCAUGUCAAGCAUCCAAGAUUACAUUGAUCCUAAUCUGAUGGAAUUAUAUCCUCACGAUUGUUUCUUCAAGAUGGCAAUGCUAGGGAAGCAGUGCGUGGAUGAGGAUCCAGUGUUAAGACCGGAUAUGAAGCAGGUGGUGAUAACGCUAUCUCAAAUUCUCCUAUCAUCGGUCGAGUGGGAAGCCACUCUUGCUGGGAACAGCCAGGUUUUCAGUGGCCUCGUUCAAGGACGAUGAAGGCUAUGUGUAUGAUGGUGGCCUCAACUUUGUUUCACGUCAGGAACAUAUACGUUACUCCUCGUACUUCACUCGGAAACCUGCCUUUUUCACUAUGUUCAUCGUAGCUAUACUGUGAUAAUUAUGAUAGAGGGGUCAUUUGAAUUUUAUUUUGUCGAUUUAAUUGUCAUCGUCCAUAUUAUUGUAAUAGUUGGUGUUAUUUUCCAAUUAUAGGUAAAUUUUUUUGAGUGUUUUUUUUUAUACCCUUUUAGUUGCGUGGGAAAUUCUCUCUCCCUAUGAUGUAAAUUGUGACUAUGACUUAUGAGGCUAAAGGAAAGGACUCAUAUUUUGCAGAGUUA